This is a messenger RNA of Candida albicans SC5314, 1632 nucleotides long. RefSeq lists its product as uncharacterized. Gene Ontology annotation, molecular function: ATP hydrolysis activity; ATP binding. The transcript has a single exon. Gene Ontology annotation, biological process: protein quality control for misfolded or incompletely synthesized proteins. Gene Ontology annotation, cellular component: mitochondrion; cytoplasm. NCBI's taxonomy places the organism in Eukaryota, Fungi, Ascomycota, Pichiomycetes, Serinales, Debaryomycetaceae. Bases 1 to 1632 code for a protein of 543 amino acids. The record is from RefSeq and is a predicted model, not a curated record.
AUGAGGUCAAUAAAAUAUUCAUUGGUGAAAAUCCCAUAUCAAAGGUCAUUUUUCCAUACUACAUCCAUUCGAUUACAAAAUACAGUUAAUUCCAAUAGUGAUAAUGCUAUACCCAACAACCACAUUACCCCAUUAGAACUAUAUAAUCAACGAGUGGCAGAAAAUAAACUUCGUGAUGAUCCCUAUCAACGGAAAAUCAUCACUUCAUUAUCAAAAUUACAUGAAAAAUUAACAUCAUAUACUCCACCAAAAGUAAUUACUCCAUCAAUUUCUGAUUUGACUCCUAAAAUCGGUAUAGCGAAAAUUUUCAGUUCAUUUUUAGGUAAAACUUCAAUUAAAAACAAUAGCCCUUCGUCGUUAUUGGUUGAUGAACAAACAUUAUUGACGGUAAGUAAUGAAGUUCGAGGGAUUUAUUUAUAUGGAGAUGUUGGAUGUGGUAAAACCAUGUUGAUGGAUUUAUUUUAUGAUACGAUUCCGGAAAAUUUACCUAAAAAACGAUUACAUUUCCAUCAAUUUAUGCAAAAUUUACAUAAACGUUCACAUCAAUUAAAAAUGCAACACAACAACAACAACAACAACAACAACAACAACAACAACAACACCACUAAAAGUGGUGGUGGUGGUAGACAACAUAAUGAUAUUGAUGUCAUACCAUUAUUAGCGAGUGAAAUUGCUCAAACAUCGACAAUUUUAUGUUUUGAUGAAUUUCAAGUGACUGAUGUUGCCGAUGCCAUGUUAUUACGUCGAUUAAUGAUGUUAUUAUUACUGCCACAAUUUGGAGUCAUAUUAUUUGCUACAUCAAAUCGUGCUCCUGAUGAUUUAUAUUUAAAUGGAAUUCAAAGAGUUAGUUUUAUUCCUUGUAUUAAAUUAAUUAAACGUCAAUGUCAUGUAAUUUAUUUAAAUUCACCCACUGAUUAUAGAAAAAUCCCUAAACCAAUAUCAUCAGUUUAUUAUUUCCCCAAACCAGGAUUAAAAUGGGAUCUGAAAAUUAAUAAAAAUAAUUGUAUCAAACAUAUUGAAUCAUGGUAUGAAUAUUUUAAUGCCAACAAUGUCAAAUCAGAUGAACGUUUAAAAAAUUAUAAAGUUGAAGUUUGGGGUCGACAAUUAAAUGUACCAAUUUGUUCACCUCAUUAUGUUGCUCAAUUUACAUUUCAUGAAUUAUGUGGUACACCUAUGGCAGCUGGUGAUUAUUUGGCAUUAGCACAAAGUUUCCAAUCAUUUAUAAUCACCGAUAUUCCUUAUUUAAGUAUUGAUGUUCGUGAUCAAGUAAGAAGAUUUAUAACAUUUUUAGAUGCAAUUUAUGAUAAUCAUGGUAGAAUUGCUGUAACUAGUGCUAAUUCAUUUAAAGAUUUAUUUGUUGAACCAGAAAAUAUCGAAAAAGAUAAUUAUUAUGAAUUGCACCAAAAAAAGAAGGAACAGAUUGAAACAGAUCCUUCUUCGGAGGAGGAGGAGGAGGAGGAAGAAGACGAAGAAGACGAUGAAUUGGUUAUUAAACAUGGAUUUGAUAAACUGAUUGCUAGAAAGGCAAAAAUGUUUGUUAAUGAUGAAGAAAGAUUUGCUUUUGCUAGAGCAUUAAGUCGAUUAUCACAAAUGAGUACAACUGAAUGGAUAGAUCAAGUUAGAGAUGUAUAA